AUGGGUCUCCAGGAAAAGCAAGGCUGGCCGACCCAACUAGUAGUUAUUCAUCGGCUUUUGUUUGUCAGACUUGUUACCAACAACCAUGUGAAGAAACCCAGGCUUUGGAGCUCACGCCUGUCUUCUCUGCAGGUUGUUUUGCAAAACCUUCUUAAAUGUGUCAUCCUCUUCUACACUGUGUACUACGUGGUUCUGAGCCUGGGCUGCAGGGCGCUCAGGGUGGAUGAGUUGGAUAUCCUGGCACCAUUUGAUUUCAAAACAAAUCCCGCAUGGGCCAACUAUAACGUGCUUUUAGUCCCAAUAGAGGUCACCUACUUCGUUUGUGGAUUGCUUUUCAUUCUGGUUGUGGAAGAAUGGGUUUGGGAUUAUGCUAUUUCAGUAACUGUUCUCCAUGUUGCCAUCACUUCAACCGUUAUGUUGGAAUUUCCUUUGACAUUACAUUGAUGGGCUGCUAUAGUUGAAAAUUUAGAUAUAAGAGAAUAG
Messenger RNA from Myotis daubentonii (Daubenton's bat), 483 nucleotides. RefSeq names its product transmembrane protein 244 (gene TMEM244). The record is from RefSeq and is a predicted model, not a curated record. The transcript has 5 exons. NCBI's taxonomy places the organism in Eukaryota, Metazoa, Chordata, Mammalia, Chiroptera, Vespertilionidae.